CUUUAAAUGGGUGGAAUCUUCUUCUAUUCGAUAUCCUUUGGACACUUUUUUGMGGCUUUCGUGCAAAUAGAAAGCAAGCAAGCUGAAAGCAUACCGUAGCAAACACACUUUCACUGUCACAGUGUGAUACCAUGCMUGAAAUUGUUGUCCGUAAGAAUUCCCUUAAUUUGUCCCCUGCAAAAUCCGGUACUAGGCAAUAGAGAGGAGUUAUUGGUUAUUGUACGGUACUGUACGUUAUGAUCCACAUCCUGUAACAUACCUUACCACUGCAUUUCGUACUGCUCUGUUCUCUGAUACUGUCCUGAAUCAUAGCGUAUGUUCAAUCUAUGAGCUAAGUCAUCCUGGCCGUGAAUCGAAUGCUUUCACUAAAGGGCAUGUCAGCUAAAACGGAAUAAAGCGAACUGAAGCACUUAAAAUCAGAGAGGGACUGUUGUUGGUUCCCUUAGGAACCGGUACAUGCGCAAGUGGGAAUACGGCAUUCAUUCGAAAGGUCUUUUCACUUGCUCAGAACUUCGAACAUUCUAUUGUUUGUCUUCGUCUCUUUUUUAAAGAGAUCAGCUGCGUACAGACAUAUUCAUAKUUUGAAUGGAACACAGCAUAAUUAAUGCAUGAAACACUCUCUCACGCACACGACUCGAGAGAGAAAAUGAAUGAGGAGGAUGAUCACUUCGCUGUCGACAGUUUGUCGCCCUCGGCAUGUUCCUCCCUUCUGAAGCACAACGGCAGCAACUUGCUGAAUGAAAGUGCUACCACGGCAUCGUCUGCAUCGUCAUAUAACGCUCACAACCUGGUUGRGUGUAGAAGGAACUAUCUAGCCAAGAACUUUCGAAAAAACGACAUCAACACAGCCAAUUCAAAUAUGAGUUCAAAAAAUAACCAGUCAGUCAGGAGAAAGAAUAAUCUCCAAAACAUAAUCAACUCCUUGAAAAGGGAUGGCAGCAAGAAUAGCAGGGGAAAGUCAAAAGCGCCUUCGUGCUCGGGUGAUGUCAACUCAAGUUUCCAUUCGAAUACGAACUUUAAUGCCAACGCUAUUUCCAGUUCAAACGUGGAAAAUUCUAUAAGGUCUUCUGCGAGGUCCGAAAACAAAAGCAACUGCCAACUGCAACAACGUAUCGGCAACCGCAGCAGCCAAACAUCUCGUUCUAUGUUUCGUUUAAUUUGCAGCGACGAUGCCAAAAACGAUGACGACUACAAGGACAUGGAAGCAUGUGACUACGACAACAGCAUGUACAAGUCAGACGAUGUUUCCAGUCUCCAUUUUGAUGAAUACGGUUACGAUGUGCCGCUCCAAUCACGUCAAAUAGACGAUUCAAAUGACCAAGACGAUGAUGACGUUAGCGAUUUUUUUAAGGCCCCCACCCAAUGGGAGCUAUCGGCCGAGAUCUUUCGACUAUUGGAGCCCAACGUAGAGGUAUCAGAAGCCCUCAAAUCAAUAGGAAAAAUAAAGAUGUGGGGGUUGGUCGCCGAGAGCGAUCCCAUCACGGCCAAGAAUUUUGUGGAAUAUAAAGUGGUGUCAACGCUCUUGAUUUUUGUUCAAUUCUUGGUAAAGAUACGGAGGAAACUCAAGAAUAAACAUCGGCAACACGUGUCUGAGCAUGAACAAAAGUAUGGUKUAAAAUGCAGCACCAUCAAGGACUACAUGGACGGCAUUGACGACGAAGUAUUGAUCAGCAMACACCAUCGAGACUUUGUCGAUGCUUCUGCCAACAUUGAAUUGAGUCUUCACCAAGCGAUGCAAGUAAUUCACUAUUGUGUGUGCUUGGACGACGAUAGCAGAGGCGACAACAAUUCCAAAAGUAAUUCACACUUGGCUCCGUCCGUAAAAGAAGCCUUUGUAAUGCAGCUGGUGGAGACCGAUGGCGUCGAUAUCCUUGUCACCCUCCUGGAGGAACUGCUGGCCGAUCAGAUGGAUCGAAUGAUCUCUACAAACCCCUCUUGCUGUGAUAACGAUCCAUUGUCGACAGCGGCUGCCAACUCAAAUAUUACUACUUGGGACACUACGAUUGGCCAGUACGGACACUCGAUCUCUAAAUCGAUCUGGGGAAUACUKAUGUCCGUGGGGACAUCCGAGACUGCUGUUCGGGUUUUGAAACGGACUAAAAAAUCGUCAUUAUCUUCCACAUCUUUAACGGGAGAUGGCUCCAUGGCUCAGCAGCUGCUGGCAGGGAUUUUGAUCGGCCUGAACCAUCGGUUUUAUGUGGAAAAAUUCUACCGUAACUGCGAUUGCCCAAACCGGCUGGAGUUUUAUCGUUCCCAGUGCAUCAUGCCGAGUGACUUUGGAAGAAGCGUAGGCAACGGAAACAAAAACAACAAUUACUUUACAAAUUUCUCUAACUCGUCUUGGAUGGAAGAUUUGUUUGUAGCCCUCUGUCGGUUGGUCGGUUCGAAACACGCGGACGACGAAAAUGACGAUUGCCAUACCGAUUGCAGUGGCGAGGAUCAUCUGGGCAAAAGCAACGAUCCAAGCAACUACGGUAACAAUAAUUGCAACGAAAACAGAGCGCCUUAUGCAAACAAACCCCACAGGAAUAGUCAUAUAGCAAGCACAGAGAUGCCGCUACGGAGACAACACGACGAAAUCCGGUUUGUGGUCAUUGAGCUCUGUCUUGUUAAGAAAACGCUGAAGGCACUSGUGGACGAACCCAACGCGGUCCUCGGCCGAGACCCAUUCGUUACGACACUUGCAAUGUCUUUUUUUUACGCAUGUCUUCGUUUCGGAAUCCUGCGGUACCCACAACUCAGGAAACAACAAGAGAACGAACAGCAAAGAAAAGAGGGCGCUGGCAAAACCACAAACCCUGGCAAACGACCUCGUGCGGAAAGAAUGGUGUCGAGGUCUCUUGAUUACGACCGCUUGGUUCAUUUUACGGUUACGAGUCUCCAGAGCUUUCCCUCGCAUCCUCUCAUACAGGGCAAUGGUUGUCUCAUUCUGGAGUCGAUCCCCAAGCCUUACAAGCUGUUAUGGAUGAACCACCCUGUGAUGAACUCGACUAAAAAUUCGAAUGUGAAACACUUGCUAUGUCCCAAUUCGUCCUCGGACUCCGCAGCUCCGCCGGCUGAUGUUUUGUGUUCUCCCAGCAUUGUAUACAAUUGCCACUCCAGAACAGCCCAUGGCCGUUUGCCCCCCAUCUUGAAAUUCGAGCCUCACCGGAAAUCCCUGGCAUCAUCGUUUGUGGGUAAGGUUAUAGAGCCCUGCAGCUGGUAUUGCCCUACCACAGCUUCAUGAUGACUGAUAGGCACAGAAAUUGCAAGACUCGCCCCGUAUACGAGCAUUACACGUAGGUAUUCAAGAGGUACCAAAAAAAGAAAAAUAGCACAAUAGCGCUACCAAAUAAUAUAGAGUUUUACAA
This is a messenger RNA of Pseudo-nitzschia multistriata, 3350 nucleotides long. The record is from the annotation of a GenBank genome assembly. Lineage: Eukaryota; Bacillariophyta; Bacillariophyceae; Bacillariales; Bacillariaceae.